AUGGUCAUGAGAAAGUGUACCAUCUGUGACCGGCGAUUCAAGAAAACAGAGCAUUUCAAACGCCAUGAACGGUCACACACUAAGGAGAAACCUUAUGAAUGUAACGUCUGCCACAAACGAUUUUCGCGAAGUGAUGUGUUGAGUCGACAUGCGAAAGGACACAAUGGUGCGGCCGCAACCGCAUCCAACGGAGUCAAGAAUGGACAGCCCGCGGCCACAUCCGACCAAGCCUCGACUCGUCGACCGUCUGCUCUCCCCGUCGAAGGUCAGCAAUAUCUUCCAGGAGCCGGCGCCGAAACAGUCGAUAUGGUGCAGCCUCUUUCGGUGACGCCUCGUGACAUGCCUCUCCCCUCCGCGACCGGUCUCCCGCCAUCGUCUCUAGAUUUCCUAGCAAACGUUUCAACGCAUCACGCACGCACCGAGCCCCAAGUCAACCCCAUGAUGAUCGAUGACCAACAAGCGGCAUACUUCGGGUGGAACGAGGUCCCGGCUACGGCGGACACGCCGGCCUACAGAGCGCCUAUGUUCGACACGCCAAAUGACAUGAUGCAGUUUUGGCUUGAACCGCGAGUCGAUGCGGGCUCGCACAAUGGCUCGAUAAAUCUGAUGCCCGAUUCGGGAUUCGGGAUGCUUGGGGAGAGUCACGGAGCCUUUUCAGACCGACAAGCGAGACCCUCUGCGGACAGCGUCGGCACGCCUAAAUCCGGGAGUACCAUCCCGAGUGAGCGGUUCGCCAAAGUCCAAAAGUAUUGGGUUGCGCCUUCGAAUCAUAACGGACGCCUGAUCAAUAAUCUCUGGCAGGAGGUAGCGAGCAUCGACCUAGAUAAUGUUUUCGCAUUGCAUCCCGGCAUGUCAGCCAACUGUUCGUCUGGUGUUUACCAAGGAUCAAGGCACGGCCUAGAUGAAGAGUGUCGGCAGCAUCUACAGGCUAUAUUUGGAUACGCCCGAUUCGCCAACCCACACGCACGCUUACCAGAGCACAUGGCAUAUCCCCCCAAUGCUUCUGGCGCACUGGUCACUCUGCCUAACUUCCCCCCUGCCGAAGUACUUGAUAUGGCCCUUGACCUGUAUUUUCGAAACUUCCAUCCCCUGGUUCCGUUUAUUCACGUUCCCACGUUUUCCGCUAAGAACACGAAUCCAUCGGUGCUGUAUUCGAUGUGCUUGAUCGGUAUGAUAAUGCUUGGGACGAAAGGGACCACUGACUUCGUCUCCAAGAAUUACUCCGAAAAGGAGCACCUGGAGAAGAGCCAGAUGCUCUAUAUUAGUCUGAUUUCGAUUGCGCAACGACACGGGCUGUUUACCGCAACCGAAGGCCAAAUACUCGACUCUAGUUUCUUUGAAAGUAGCCCGGAUGUUGAUAUACGAUGGAAAACUUGGAGUAAAAUAGAAUCAGUCAAGCGAUUAAUCUCUGGUCUUCUACUCUUGGACUCCUGGUACUCGUCAUUUCUGUCUAUGAGCCCCAUCAUUGUCCCUGAUGCCAUCCAAAUUAUAUUACCUUGCAACGAGAGUCUAUUCCAGGCCAACACCUCCGCAGGGUGGACGCAUCUAAUCCGAAGCGGAAGACGGAUCCUGAUGCCCACCGUGGUGGCCCCUUCGGAAAACGUCGAAAUUGCGGUGCUCGAUAGUCCCGUCGAUGAUUUCUCCGUGCACUCGGUUUUGGCGAUGGUUCAGUUGCGGCUGUCAGAAGCCUAUCAUCGGUUGUUAUCCAACCGAGCAAGCUAUCCCUUUGCGCCUUGCCAUACGUACGCCAUGGAUGGUCGCGCGCGCUGCCUACCGUCUCUCCAACUGCAAAUUGCCAGCAGAUACAGCGAUGCUCUCUCUCAUCUGAACCCCAACGCCGCUGUCAUGUGGCACAACAUGUGCAUGACGCUCACAGCUGAUACGCAGAUUUUCGACCUGGCGGCGGGACGAGCGGGUCCCGUGCCGGCAGAGAAAGCACUCGAGGACAUUGCGGCGUGGUCGCAAACGCCUGCCGCCCGCAGAGCAUGCCUACAUGCUGCCCAGAUCUACAAGGCCAUGAUAAAUAGGAAAGCCUCGGACCAUACCAUGUUCCACUCCGUCUUCUCGCUGUUCUCCGCCGCUCUUGUCCUGGGGCUUUACGAAUUUAUGGUACCCAACACCGAAGGACAGAGACGGGGCAGCUACAUCGAACUCCUCGACGACGUUGACUGGCAGGCCGUGGGGACCGAAGGAUUUACUAGCUUCAUGGAACCGCGCGGCAGCCAGUCGUUUGCGCCGUCGGACAACCCGGCAGUGAACUUCAUUCGGAAUGGCGGCGUUGUGUACCUCCGUGGCGUACCGUUCCAGGGAGGAUAUCAGUCUGCACGACGGAUUCUCCUGGACUACGCGGGGCUGCUCAAAGAUGCCGGGAAAUGGAGUGUCCGCAAAUUCUCGUAUGUUCUCCACAUCAUGAGUGACGUGCUUAUGGACGUGGACUGA
This is a messenger RNA of Aspergillus steynii IBT 23096, 2439 nucleotides long. RefSeq names its product FTFMHR domain-containing protein. The record is from RefSeq and is a predicted model, not a curated record. Lineage: Eukaryota; Fungi; Ascomycota; Eurotiomycetes; Eurotiales; Aspergillaceae. Gene Ontology annotation, molecular function: zinc ion binding; DNA-binding transcription factor activity, RNA polymerase II-specific; RNA polymerase II cis-regulatory region sequence-specific DNA binding. Bases 1 to 2439 code for a protein of 812 amino acids. Gene Ontology annotation, biological process: DNA-templated transcription; regulation of transcription by RNA polymerase II. Gene Ontology annotation, cellular component: chromatin. The transcript is spliced from 6 exons.